Molecule: messenger RNA, 789 nt
Organism: Anguilla rostrata (American eel)
Lineage: Eukaryota; Metazoa; Chordata; Actinopteri; Anguilliformes; Anguillidae
Product: proline-rich protein HaeIII subfamily 1-like
Exons: 2
Coding region: 1-789 (262 amino acids)
Source: RefSeq, a predicted model, not a curated record
AUGCCUCAAAGUAUCUCCGGGGGGCCGCGGAUAUGCCCCCCUCUGGCCGGGAAGUACUCCAAGCCCAGCGCACCGGAGCCCGCCGUCCCGCAGAGGCCCCCUGAGCCGUCCAGAGCCCCAGAGAGGCCGCCUGCUCUGCCCGUUGUCCCGCAGGGCCCACCUCCGCCUGCUCCGCCCCAAGUCCCGGAGGGGCCUCCGUCGCCUGCUCCGCUCCGAGCCCCGGAGGGCCCUCCAGAGCCGCCUCGAGCCUCGGAGAGCCCUCCAGAGCCGCCUCGAGCCCCGGAGAGCCCUCCAGAGCCGCCUCGAGCCCCGGAGAGACCUCCAGAGCCGCCUCGAGCCCCGGAGGGGCCUCCAGAGCCGCCUCGAGCCCCGGAGAGGCCAUCUGCUCCGUCUGUUGUCCGGCAGGGGCCGCCGGCUCCGUCUGUUGUCCGGCAGGGGCCGCCGGCUCCGUCUGUUGUCCGGCAGGGUCCGCCGGCUCUGCCCGUUGUCCCGCAGGGGCCGCCGGCUCUGUCCGUUGUCCUGCGGGGGCCGCCUGCUCUGCCCGCUGUCCCACGGGGGCCGCCUGCUCUGCCCAUUGUUCCGCAGGGGACGCCUCGGCCUGCCUUGGCCGCUGUUCCGCAGGCGAAGCCACCUGCCUUGCCCAGUGUCCAUGCCAUGCCCAGUGUCCAUGCCUUGCCCAGUGUCCAUGCCUUGCCCAAUUGUCCGUCCUCCCCCUGGUGUCCAUCCUCCCCCCGGUGUCCGUCCUCCCCCUGGUGUUGGCGCUCCUCCUGGUGUCGUCACUCCCCCUAG